AUGCGCUACCUCGAUUACCUGGCGCGAACAGGUGGCAAGCACAGCCAGCUGGAUCGACUUGUAACGCAUUGUCCCGACUUCACACGUCUACAGAGCUGGAAAGCCUCGCCCCCACACUGCCUGACCAGCGAGCGUCACUGCUGCCGUGUGCUGCCCUGGCAUCGGCGCCCGCCCGCAGCGUCUGGCGUCGCCACCGUCGUGGCGUCGGGACGCCGUGGCCAGCCGAGUCGCCGCCCCGCCCCGCCCCCAGCCCGCCCUGCCCCUGCCUCGUCUGGGCCCGAAUCCGUCGGGACGUGACAUUACCCCCGUCAUGCUACGUUUCGCUCCCUCCGUGAGAAAUGGCAUCACAAUGGAACUGUCUCGCUUCGCAGAAUUAUACAUGCACGCCGACUUAUAAAUAGAGCAAUAAGAGGCAGACACAUUCCUUUUUGUCGUGUCUGGCGUGAUACGCCGGUGUUCAAUGUAUAAUUAAUACUCUGGAGUAGAGGUAUGAGUUUGAAGCGAUGAAUGGAAGUGAAUAGGAGCUUCAUUCAACGGAAAAUUGGAUACUAUUACCCUGAGAAACAGCCAUGGAAAUAGUCUGAUCAUAAAGUAACAUCUUCAUAUUUUUUAAUAUUCCUUACUCACACUUUUAAAAGAUUUUAGAAAGCUUAGUAUGUAUAUACUUUAAACACAUUUUAAAAACUACAAUAUAAUAAUGUUUAUGAUAAAUUAUUUCCAUUUAAAUUUCUAAGAAAGAGCCAUUUUCAUACUAUUUAACGAGUUUGUACCCCAAAAACAUAUCCAAUGUUUUCUCUUUUGGAAAGCUAGUAAUUUUUCAUACUACUUGCUAUGUCGACUUACCUUCAUUUACCCUCAAGGCGGUACUGUGAAGCUGACGUCGCCUUCAACAAGCAAUUGCUUCAUUUGAGUUGCGGUGGUAGGUUGUAAAUUGAGUCUUUAACUAUGAUCAAAUAUUGUCCAACUCAGAAGUUUGAUUACUUUUUUACUGUCAGGGAAGUUAAAUAUUUGUGCAACGUUAAGUAUUGUGGGAACUCAUCAUCCUUGAUUCUCCAAAGGCAUGCAAAAGCGUCGUUACUACUAGACAAAUUCGUAAUAUUAUAUUUAAGGAGUUGUGAUACUGACCACUCAAACGUGGAAAUGUAUGGAUUCCAUCAUUUCGCAUUUCUUGAAAUAUUCGUAAACAAUAUUAAUUAAAUCAUUCCUUAAUUUGUAACAAUUAUGUUAGUUUCACUGUCCAUCUCCGCAUAAUUCGCCCUGAGGAAGGUUACAGAAGUGCGGCCGAAACAUUGGCACCCGUGCCUAGGACGCUCUCGGUCAGUCAAGUAGUUACUAGUUAUAACAACUAUAUUACAUCUCCAUCUAAAGCCACAGAAUUGAAAUUCAUUACGCGUUUGAACUUCGCU
This is a messenger RNA of Gryllus bimaculatus (two-spotted cricket), 1406 nucleotides long. NCBI's taxonomy places the organism in Eukaryota, Metazoa, Arthropoda, Insecta, Orthoptera, Gryllidae. The record is from the annotation of a GenBank genome assembly.